UCGGGCUGGGCAGCGGGCAGAGCACGUCGGGCUGGGCAGCGGGCAGAGGCACGUCGGGCUGGGCAGCGGGCAGAGGCACGUCGGGCUGGGCAGCGGGCAGAGGCACGUCGGGCUGGGCAGCGGGCAGAGGCACAGGCACGGCAGCGGGCGCGGAGUCAUCUGGCACGACAGCGGGCGCCGAGUCAUCUGGCACGACAGCGGGCACCGAGUCAUCUGGCACGACAGCGGGCACCGAGUCAUCUGGCACGACAGCGGGCACCGAGUCAUCUGGCACGACAGCGGGCACAGAGUCAUCGGGCACGACAGCGGGCACCAAGUCACCAAGCUCGACAGCGGGCACCGAGUCAUCGAGCAGAACAGCGGGCGCCGGGUUACCAAGCUCGACAGCGGGCGCCGAGUCAUCUGGCCCGACAGCGGGCACCGAGUCACCGGGCA
Messenger RNA from Staurois parvus, 435 nucleotides. The record is from the annotation of a GenBank genome assembly. NCBI's taxonomy places the organism in Eukaryota, Metazoa, Chordata, Amphibia, Anura, Ranidae.